Carassius auratus (goldfish) is the source of this 2338-nucleotide messenger RNA. Its product is annotated as shugoshin 1. Bases 280 to 2199 code for a protein of 639 amino acids. Gene Ontology annotation, biological process: meiotic chromosome segregation. The transcript has 9 exons. Gene Ontology annotation, cellular component: nucleus; chromosome, centromeric region. Lineage: Eukaryota; Metazoa; Chordata; Actinopteri; Cypriniformes; Cyprinidae. The record is from RefSeq and is a predicted model, not a curated record.
GUUCCUCCAAUCAGAAUUCGCAGCGCAUGAUUUCGAACAUCAACGUUCCCGACGGAAGAUACGCCAGAGAAGCAACUCACACAAAAUACACCACAUACCCCUUGUCUGACCUGAAAUAGCUGCUGGUUCAUCUUAUGAUAGUUGUAAAUAAGUAGGUAAGACGUACGCUGUGUUUUGGUGAAGCUCGGCGUAGUAUGGAGAAAAACGUUAACCCUUAAUCAGCUGAUAGACUUUACACUGGACGUUGUGGAUGUGUGACUGAUACUGCGCAUCCCAGUCAUGGUUCGGGAACGGGUGGUGCAGAAGAAGUCCUUCCAGCAGAGUCUGGACGACAUCAAGGACAAAAUGAAGGAAAAGAGAAACAAACGUCUCUCCAACGCUUUAGCUGCCAGCCGCGGCCUGUCAAAGCUGAACAACAAAAACACAGCUACAGUGAAGCCAUUUGUGCUGAAGAGCGUCCAGGUAAAUAACAAAGCUCUUGCAGUUGCCCUGCAGACAGAGAGAGAGAAGGUACGGCAAGCGCAGGGGAUCAUCCUUCAGCUCAAGAAAGAAAGGCAAGCACUCAUCUUUCACUUGCUGAUGCUGAAGAGGACGAUUAAGGAUCGGGGAGCUGCUGAAAGUGCCCAGGUUUCUUCUCCUGUUGAGACAAGCCCACCAAGUUCACUGCAGCCCAUCAGUCCCAAACCAGUACUUGUGGUUGAGACUAUCCAUGAUCAUCACUCAGCAGAACCGCCUUUUACUGCAGAGGCUGCUUCGGGUUGCCGCAGUGACAGACUGGUUUCAUUGCCCCCCACAGUAGGAACAAGGCGAAAGAGACACUCUGAGAUUGAGAGGCGACAAAGCUCACGUUUUGACUCUGGCACUGUCAAGAAAUGUGACAUGAUGGAUGUGAGAAGAGAAGAGACUAUUGAUAACAGACAAGAGGUGGGGCUAAACACACCAUUGGAGGAGGUGUGCAAUGAAGAGGAGUCAACUGGUCAAAAAACAGGGCCGAACUGUGAGUUGAACCUAGAGAUUUCUGAUCUCCCAGCUGUUCAGCACUCGACGCCUGAGCCCCCCCAGCGGACUACUAGACAACCAAAGAAGAAACCUACCCAAGCCGCUCCCCGCCCCAAACCAGAGCGGGGGCGCAAACCAGACCGAGCCCCAUUGAAGAAACCAUGGGAAAACCCCAAACCCCGUGCUCGCUCCAAGAGCAGGGACCGAUGUCAGAGUCAUGCAAGAGUGGCACUUCCACCUGCUGAUCGCCUUAACUCCUCAUUGGGUGGCAAUGACACCUUUGAUUUUGACUGUGAAGAGGCCGUCCAUCUAACGCCUUUCAGGGCAGGAACCAAAGUUGUGGAGAAACAAUCACCUGAUGCUCCGGAUAAAGAGGACAAGGUAUUGCCCAGUCCUGUUGAGAUGGAGACCAACAACAGCCUUUCAGAAAAUGAACAGGAUGCAGAUGAUUCCCCUUAUGUACCAAAGAGGAGAUCCAAAAGAGCUCGUAGUCCAGCACCCAGACGGGCUCGCUCUAAAAGGCGGUCUGUACAAUCGGCCAGAGAAAACAGAGGAAAAGAAAAUACUUCCCAAAAGCAGGACGAUGUUGAAAUACAGCAUAGAGAAAAAAAUAUGCCUGAAACUAAGGAAAUUGACCUGCACCUCAGCAAUGGUCUUCUGCUCCCAUCUUCACCAGUUUGUGUUCCUCCUGAAAAUCCUUGCCAAUCAGACCCAAGCAAAGAGAUCUGCCUAGCGCCACCUUCUGCUGUUUCAGUGGAGUCUCUGAUCCCGAUUACUCCUGGUGGAGAGGCAGAGCUUAUGAUGGUUGACUGCCCAAUAUUUGAAUUUCCAAAGCGCUUUAGUAACUCACCCAACCAGGAAAAUGAAAUGGCUUUGGUGAAUAGAGGCAGAAGAAAAGGUGGGCUGGUUGUUCGCUCCUUUUUCGGCUUGGGUUUGAGUGAUGUGACAAAUCUCUCCCCCGCAGCCUAUCAGAAGCCCAUGUCUGCUCAAAACAGCCCUCAAAGCUCCUCUCGUAAGCGCCGCUGUACGAGUACGGUCAACUACAAGGAGCCCUCCAUCAACACGAAACUUCGACGUGGAGACAAAUUUACAGACACUCGUUUCCUACGUUCCCCCAUCUUCAAACAGAAACCCACUUCCCGCCGAAGUUCACUUAAAAAGAUGGAAUUAUAUAAUGAGUCUUUUGUGGGAUGUCGCUGAAUAACUGAUGUGACCUUAUUAGGCUUUUGUAGCAUGAUUUCUGCCCAGCGUGAACCUUUGUAUUAUUUUUAACCGUUACAUAAGUGAUUUUAAAUCUCAUUAAUUGUAAAUAUUAAUAAAGUUUGCCUUUUAACAGUCA